Messenger RNA from Morus notabilis, 1316 nucleotides. Its product is annotated as salicylic acid-binding protein 2. Gene Ontology annotation, biological process: salicylic acid metabolic process; jasmonic acid metabolic process. The transcript has 4 exons. Gene Ontology annotation, molecular function: methyl jasmonate esterase activity; methyl indole-3-acetate esterase activity; methyl salicylate esterase activity. The record is from RefSeq and is a predicted model, not a curated record. Lineage: Eukaryota; Viridiplantae; Streptophyta; Magnoliopsida; Rosales; Moraceae. Bases 100 to 936 code for a protein of 278 amino acids.
ACGCAGAGCCACAGAACAAAAGAAAAAAGAAAAAGAAAAAUGAGAUUUUCCAGCUUAAAAGAGAUUCUAUAACAACAUCAUUCAUAAUAUCAAUAUCAAAUGGCUUCAGCAAAGGAAAACCAUCAUGAACAUCACGCUAAGCACCACAUAGUCUUGGUACACGGCGCGUGCCACGGUGCUUGGUGCUGGUACAAGCUGAAGCCACGUCUAGAGGCGGUGGGCCACCGUGUCACGGCACUCGAUCUGGCGGCUUCUGGCAUCAACAUGAAGGCAAUUCAAGACGUUCACUCAAUGAAUGACUACUCUCAACCUCUCUUGGAACUCUUGGAAUCACUUGGUCCAAAUGAUCAAAAAGUUGUGCUUGUAGGCCACAGCCUUGGAGGCCUGAGUUUGGCCCUGGCCAUGGACGAGUUCCCCGAGAAGAUCGCCGUCGUCGUUUUCUUGACGGCGUUUGUGCCGGACACCGUCCACCAGCCUUCGUACGUUUUGGACCAGUACUUAGAGCGGACUCCAUCAGAUUCAGAUGCAUGGCUGGACACUCAGUUUGGCUCAUAUCAAAGCCCCAAUGGACCAUUGACGUCGAUGUUUUUUGGUCCCAAGUUUUUCUCUUCCAAGCUCUAUCAGCUUAGCCCCGCAGAGGAUCUUGAACUGGCCAACACUUUAGCAAGGCCUGGAUCACUAUUCCUAGAAGACCUGUCCAAAGCCAAGAAAUUCACCGAGGAUAGGUUCGGGUCAGUUCCUCAAGUCUAUGUUGUUUGCGAAGAAGACAAGGCAAUACCGGUGGAAUUCCAGCGAUGGAUGAUCGAAAAUGGCGAUGUGUCGAAUGUGGUUGAGCUUUGCGGAGCAGAUCACAUGCCAAUGUUCUCAAAGCCACAAGAAUUAUUCAAAUGGUCCCAACCUGCACUGUGCGGGUUGGGGCGGGUCGGGCAUUCUUGAACCCGCAAUGCCCCGACCUGGCCGUUUUGAUUCCUAUCCCCCCCAGGGCCCAGGCAGGCGUGCUUCCUGUAGCCUUAAAUCCCUCGUCCUCAGUCUCUCCUCUGUCCUCUCGCGGUCUCGCCUCUCGCCUCCCUCCUCCACCGCACACCCCCACAGGGCCCCACCCACAACACCAUAACACCAGAGAAGACCAUUGUUUUCCGCCAUUUGUUUUCUUCUAUCGUCUUCUUCUAUGUUCCUGUAACCGCGCUGAAAUCGACCUCUCUCUCUCACACAAAAACAUGGCUACAUGACUUGCGCGCUCACGGUUUUCAUUGAAAACGCUUCUUCGGCUUGAAUAUGGAAGUUCGCUGGCUCACCGUUAUCGCGGUGAAUCACCC